AUAAGACCCCGUUUUCUUACACGUGACCUGAUAAACAUUUGUAGGUUAUCAUAAUGAUGAAGACUGCAAUGGAAAAGCUGGUAGUGGUUGGGGCAGGGAUUACGGGAGCUUCGUCUGCUGCUUUGCUGAAGAAAAUCUUACCCGAUGGAGCCGUUGUUAAGAUUCUGGACAAGUCAAGGGGAACGGGAGGGCGAAUGUCAACAAGCCGUUGCUCAAACGGAAAGAGUGCAACUGUUGAUCUAGGUGCCCAGUACAUUUCAAUUAAUCUCCACUAUGCCAAAGUCCAUCAAAGUAUACAUGAAGAGCUGAUAUCCCAAGGUUUACUAAAGGCAUCAACAUGUGUGAUGGAGGGAGAUAAGUUUGGAGGAGAAGACAUCCUACAUUAUGUAGCUCCAGCUGGGAUCAGUUCUCUAGUCAAACACUUUGUCAAGCAGGCAGGUGCUGAAGUAGCAUAUGAAGAACAUGUUACCAAAGUAGACAUAGAAAACAAAAAGGUGAAACUGACAACCUUGAAAGGACAAGAGGAACUGUGUGAUGGGGUCAUACUGACCAUGCCUGUACCACAAAUUCUCCAACUGGACGGCUCUAUCAGACAACUCAUUGAUUCUCAACCAAAAGUCAAAGAAAAUCUAGAGAAUGUAUCUUACUCAAUGCGAUUUGCUGUAGGAUUAUUUUAUGAUCCGGGUGUAACAUUGUCAUACCCAUGGGCAGUGAAGUACUUCAGAGAUAACCCAUGUGUAUGUUACAUAGCCAUUGAUGACAAGAAGAGAGGGACAGAAAGUGACAGUGUUGGUCCCUCUGUUGUGAUACAUACUUCUGUGCCCUUUGGAAUGAAGCACCUGGAGGAGGACAAGGACAGUGUGAAGGACAUUAUAAUGAAGCAUGUGAAGGAGUUACUCCCCGAUAUUCCAGAACCAGCUGAGGUCAAAGGUCACAAGUGGAGAUAUUCUCAGAUACACAAGAGUUAUGUUAAUGAGCCAGGCUGUGUUGUCCUGUCUCAGACUCCCCCUAUCAUACUGGCUGGCGAUGCCUUCUCUCACUCUAACCUCGAUGGAUGUCUCACCUCUUCAUCAUCAGUACGAGAUGCAUUUAUAAACUGUACAGGUCUAGAUCAGCCAACAAAUCGUUUGUGAAUUUUCCGUAGAAUCCAUUUUUUAGGUACAAGAUCUUUCAACAAUCAUUCAUAACCUGCAAGAUCUCAAUACGGGAAUUUGUGAACUGAGAGAUCACAGCCAAAGUUUUUGUGUAGAGUGAGAUCUCUGUUUGAUCAUUUGCAUGAAGUUUUGUGAAUGAUAUAAUGGCAGUCAUUUUUGAAAUGAUGAAAUCUGCCCCUCAGCUGAUUAUUACUGCUGGAAGAUAAGGUGAUAUUUGCAGAGACUGUGGAUUAGAAGUUACUUGGUUAUCUCCAUGAUGAUAUGAUAUUACUUGGUGGGAACAGGGAUCAUAUGAUAUUACUUGGUGAGAUAUACAUAUAUCUAGUCUAUUUUGAGGCGAUCAAUGAAUGAAUGAAGUAUAUAUAAAAUUGGUGUAUGAUAGAGUAUACAUGUAAAAUUAAAAUCUAUGUAACAUUUUGUUUUUCGACUCCUCUUUUUUGAUUUGAUGGAAAUAAAAAUGUAUGAAAUGUGGUUUAAAUGAGUGCUGAAAUAAUUUAUUUUAUAGUUUUGUU
This is a messenger RNA of Ylistrum balloti, 1666 nucleotides long. RefSeq names its product renalase-like. Gene Ontology annotation, cellular component: extracellular region. Gene Ontology annotation, molecular function: oxidoreductase activity, acting on NAD(P)H. The transcript is spliced from 7 exons. The record is from RefSeq and is a predicted model, not a curated record. Bases 54 to 1133 code for a protein of 359 amino acids. Lineage: Eukaryota; Metazoa; Mollusca; Bivalvia; Pectinida; Pectinidae.